AUGGACGCCGCUCGACGAACACUAGACUCCUUCAACUAUGCAGUUGGCAGUUCGACCUUCGGAAGGAUCUUCCGCCUUGAAGGCAGUGGGCAUGAUUUAGAGAUCAAGAACACAAAGUUCACCACCGAAUUGCGUGCUGGACUAACGACUUUCUUCACAAUGGCAUAUAUCAUUGCGGUCAAUGCUUCAAUUCUGUCCGACACUGGCGGCAACUGUGUUUGCAAUGAUCUCACAGGAUCGGACCCAAUAUGCAAAGUUAACGAAGAAUAUGCUACAUGUGUUCAAGAUCUGAAUCGGUCAUUGAUCACAGCUACUGCUGCCGUUGCGGGUUUUAGCUCCUUCUUAUUCGGAUUCCUUACCAACAUGCCUGUGUGCCUCGGACCAGGUAUGGGGCUCAACGCCUACUUCGCAUACCAAAUCGUUGGUUUCCAUGGAACAGGUUCAAUCUCCUACAACCUCGCUCUUACGGCUGUGUUCAUUGAGGGGUUCAUCUUCAUCUUUCUCUCAUUGAUUGGGAUGCGCCAAUGGCUUGUCAAGAUCAUUCCCGUUUCGCUCAAAGUUGCUAGUGCUUGCGGUAUUGGACUUUUUCUAGCAGAGAUUGGUCUUAGCAGUUCGGCAGGUCUAGGCGUCAUCAGCGGUUCAACAGCCACACCCCUUGAUAUUGCAGGCUGCCCAGACCAGUUCAAAGACGAGAAUGGUUUCUGUACCAGUCACAAGAUGAGCUCUCCAACUAUGUGGCUCGGAAUCUUCUGUGGAGGUAUAAUCACGGCUUACCUGAUGGCAUUCAAAGUGAAGAGUGCUAUGAUUGCCGGAAUUGCUCUUGUCUCAAUCAUCUCAUGGCCGCGCAACACCCCAGUCACUUAUUUUCCUCACAACGCUGAAGGCGACAACCGAUUCGACUUCUUCAAGAAGGUUGCAAGCUUUCACCCUAUCAACCAUACACUCAACACCCUCGACUGGAACAUAUCCGGAGACAUUCCCCGCUUUAUUCUCGCACUGUUCACUUUCCUUUAUGUCGACAUCAUUGACUGCACGGCUACACUAUAUUCCAUGGCACGAUUCUCGGGUGUUGUAGACCCAGAAACGGGAGAUUUCCCACGCUCGACAUUGGCAUACUGUACGGAUGCUUUCUGCAUAUCCAUAGGAGCUCUAUUGGGCUGUUCACCUGUGACUGCAUUCAUUGAGUCCGGAGCAGGAAUUGCCGAAGGUGGAAAGACUGGUUUGACGGCAAUGACUGCAGGUAUAUGUUUCUUCAUAUCCAUGUUCUUUGCGCCUAUUUUUGCAUCGAUUCCACCUUGGGCAACUGGCUGCACCCUUGUUCUGGUCGGAUGCAUGAUGAUGCGGCAGAUCGUCAACAUCAACUGGCAGUACAUUGGAGAUGCCAUUCCUGCUUUUGUCACGGUCAUGUUCAUUCCGUUUGGUUACAGCGCUGCGUACGGAUUGAUUGCAGGUCUCAUGACAUACACUGCACUCAAUGGCCUCAUCUGGGUCACCAAGUUAAUCAGCUGUGGUCAUAUCGUACCAGACGAUGCCGAUCAUCGCGAAUACUGGACGCCCAAACCCCACGGCAAGCUGCCCUGGUUCAUCACAGCAGGCCAGACGGUGGCAUCUCACAUUGGGCGCAGACGUGGUGAAACGUCUGGCAAUGCAUCGAUCAGGAGUGGAGACUCGCAUAAGCGGUUCCGAAGCGAUUCCAACGGCUCAGAGCAGGAGCUAGACACCGUCAUUGUGAUCCCCAGGGAUCCUCGCGAGGAGAAGGUCCUCCACAAAGUAUAA
Molecule: messenger RNA, 1776 nt
Organism: Aaosphaeria arxii CBS 175.79
Lineage: Eukaryota; Fungi; Ascomycota; Dothideomycetes; Pleosporales
Exons: 9
Coding region: 1-1776 (591 amino acids)
Biological process (GO): transmembrane transport
Cellular component (GO): plasma membrane
Molecular function (GO): purine nucleobase transmembrane transporter activity
Source: RefSeq, a predicted model, not a curated record